Striga asiatica is the source of this 828-nucleotide messenger RNA. The record is from the annotation of a GenBank genome assembly. NCBI's taxonomy places the organism in Eukaryota, Viridiplantae, Streptophyta, Magnoliopsida, Lamiales, Orobanchaceae.
AAUUGAGGAGAUCAACUUACUCUCAAAUCUCAACAGAAAAAAUUCAAAAGAAAAAAGAAAAUAGAGAAUUAAUUAAAUUCAUCCAUGGCUGAUAUACGCGACGAGCACGGGAACCCGAUCCAGCUGACCGACCAAUACGGCAAACCGGUUCAGCUGACCGAUGAGUUCGGCAACCCGAUGCACCUCACCGGCGUCGCUACCACUCACCAGACCGCCGCUGGUGGGGCGGCGGCGGAGGCGGUCCACGCGCCACCACCGCCUCAGCAGCCGCAGGAGCAGGUCCGGCGAUCUGGAAGCUCCAGCUCUAGCUCGUCCUCUGAGGACGACGGGCAGGGAGGGAGAAGGAAGAAGAAGGGGUUGAAGGAGAAGAUAAAGGACACUUUCGGCGGUGGGGCCCGCAAGGACAAGGAAGAGACCCCGCACGGCGCUACCACCACGCCGCCGCCGUCGUCCGCCGUGGCCGGUCCGGCGCCGGAGCACGAGAAGAAAGGGCUAAUGGAGAAGAUUAAGGAGAAGAUUCCCGGCCACCACCACGGCCACGAGGGGCAGCACUGAAGGAGAAAAUUGAAGGGCCGAUUAUAAAUAAAAUGAUGUGUGGACAAACCUUUUUUUUUUUUUUUGGUAAUUUUAUUGUGUCGUUUUGUGUAUAAUGUGCUAUGUAUAUUGUGUGUUGCAAUGAUUGUGAACGUGAAGAAUGAAGAUGUCGUGUUUUCAAUUUUUCUUUGAACAUAUUUCAAUUCCCUCGUUUAAAACUAAGUAAGAAAUAGUGGGACAGUGGGAUGGCUUGUGUUAGUCCUUGGUGAUCAAGGCUUUGGUAUAGUAUUCAAA